Messenger RNA from Trichoderma aggressivum f. europaeum, 1401 nucleotides. RefSeq lists its product as uncharacterized. The transcript has a single exon. NCBI's taxonomy places the organism in Eukaryota, Fungi, Ascomycota, Sordariomycetes, Hypocreales, Hypocreaceae. Bases 1 to 1401 code for a protein of 466 amino acids. The record is from RefSeq and is a predicted model, not a curated record.
AUGUCUACAUUUCAUCUCUUCCCUCUGUUGCCAGCAGAAAUCCGGUCGGCGAUAUACAAUCUGGCUACACCGCCUCGGGUCGUUCAUAUACAUCAAGAAGUCGAAAGCUUUGAUGACUUCAAAAAGAGGUUACCACACAUCACAAUCGCUGAGCGUAAUCUGCGCCCGGACGUCGAUUAUUCUUCCUUCUACGAGCUUCUUCGUCAGGCAUCGGCCAUUCUUGUUCACCAAAGGUGUAAACUCUUCAAGCAAACUAAGCUCGAGGCAUAUGGAUUCACCAGCAACAAGAAGCCGGGUUUCUCCUGGGAAUUCGAGUCCAUGAUGCCAUUCGAUACUCUCAUGAAUUAUCCUACAUUGGCUUUCCCCAUAUACCGAAGGGCUACUAUUACCUGCCAAGCUGCUAUCCCACCGCUUCUACACACUUGCUCCGAGUCGCGUUCUUUACUCAUCAGCUACGGGUACCAGCUUGCGUUUCCUUCUACUUUGCAAGAUCCACGGACGUGGUUUAAUCUUGGCCGAGAUACACUGCUAUUGGAUGACGACUUUGACUGCAGCGAUGUUGAUAUGUACGGACCGAAGGAGACGGAAAUUGACAGGAUCCCGCAUACUUUUCAUCAGUUCAGGCCUCGAGACGUUGGUCGGCUCCAACGAUUAGCAUUGGCUAAAUCCACCCACUACAGCCGCAUGUUUCUUAGCCACAAGCUCUGCCCAAAGCCAAAAGAACUUUUGUUGGUUGAGUGGGAUGCUAGCGAUUCCGAGCAAGCUCUACGCCAGUCAGUUGUUGAUCCAGCCUUGCUUCGCCCGGUUCCAAACAUCCCGCCCGCUUAUCAUGAAGGAGAGCAACUGUGCAUACUACCGGUUGAAGAGGUUGAUGCUCUAUGGACUACACUAGAGUUGGAAGUGUUUGGAGUCGUGGAGGACUGGCAUCCUGCUACAAAAGAAAACGCAUGGGAUCUCAAACAGCACAAGCUUGCCAACGGCUUCGAUAGCCGCUUUAUUAAAGACAAAUUGCGGCAGAUGAGAGAAGAAUAUGUGCAGCGGAGACAAAGCAUCGAAUAUUAUAACAAGGAGUUUUACAAGCCACACCAGAGGUUCCCGGCAAAAGAAGAAGAAUAUCCGCCAUGGAGCAUACAUCGGUUGAGCUUUGCGCAUGUUUGCACACUUUACACUGCGAGGAGAAUAAUGGAAGCCCGCUCGACUUUCAUGGAGCAGUUUAUAAAGCUAAGAGCAGAGGCAAAAUGGUGUGAGGAGCCAUGGACCCAGCAUCGUCGGUUACCAUCUCCUUUUGUUUUGCAGAAGUUUAAUAAUUGGCCCGCGGUUGAGGAAUCACUACACAGUACAGAGUUGGAAUGGUGGGUAAAGAACGGACUUCCCAUAUUUGACAAGUCUUUGCCAGUCUAG